Morone saxatilis (striped sea-bass) is the source of this 3500-nucleotide messenger RNA. RefSeq names its product leucine-rich repeat-containing protein 3-like. Bases 811 to 1611 code for a protein of 266 amino acids. Gene Ontology annotation, molecular function: protein binding. The record is from RefSeq and is a predicted model, not a curated record. The transcript is spliced from 2 exons. NCBI's taxonomy places the organism in Eukaryota, Metazoa, Chordata, Actinopteri, Moronidae.
GGCGGGGGACCUGGAGGACGAGGAGAGCUGCCAGCAGAACAGCAGUCCAGUCCACGCGCAACCGGGACUCCUUCUGGCGCCAUGCGCGCGCGGAGUCAGAGAAGCGCGUGAUGAGUCGGACCGGUGCGGCUCCUCGAGACCUUCCGCAACGCGACCACCGCCACCGCCACCAUUACUAUCAUCAACAAGUGUGAAUGUCGCGUUGUGUUUCUGAGGAGACACAAAAAGCGCCACAGUUGGAAAUAUGAAUCAUUUCACUCGUGGACCGGAGAACUUCCCCGCGUGCCGGAACUUUAGCGUUUUGCUCUCUCCCUCGCGGGAGUGUGGACUGCUUCAAGUAGCCUGAACUUUUUAUUUAACACAAGGUUUUAGUAUUUCUGUUCACAGAGGUUCAGGCUGCUGUCGGCGCUGAGCUUCCCCGCCGCCACAGAGGCUGGAUAACACGCAGCCAUCAGUGCAUUCCGAGCUCCGUCUGUCCCGCGCACAACCUGACAUGUUGAUUCCAGUUGCUCGCCCCGCUCCUACGCUCUGAAGCAUUCAACGUCCUCACAAUAAACCUGAGAUUACAGUUCCCUGCUGGAAUAUGCUCAGGGAGCAGCUCAAUUUGUGGAUGAGCUCUUUUGAAAUCUGUUCCAAAAGAUUGUUAUAAAACUCUAUCAAAUCAAUUUUGAAGGAUUCUCUCGCGAUAAGUCCUCAUGUUUGUGUGAAUAAACUCAUAUUUUCAUGCAAUCAUCCCAAUUUAAUGCUAAGAAGCAGGUGGAACUAUGAUUGCUUUUACAUGACAGGACUUGUGGGAGGUUGCUGCUGAAUAUGCAGGACACAGCGGGGCCUGAUAUGCGCAGGAAACCCCUUGUAUUUGAUGGCUUUGGCCUCUUAUGGGCCGUGCUCUUUGGAUUAUUCGUGGCAAAUGCUCCAGCGAUGGCCUGUCCAAGCGGCUGCCACUGUAUAGAGAAGAGCGGCAUGAGCGUGGUCCAGUGUAUGUCCCGCAACUUGGACAAGAUCCCCUCAGACCUUCCGAGAGACACCGUCGUCCUACUGUUGGCGUCGAACCACAUCACGCACAUCCCCAACCACGCCUUCAAAGAACUGCACUACCUUCAGGAGCUGGACCUGUCCAACAACGACAUCGAGACGGUGGACGUCGGCGCUUUCCAAGGUGUUUCCGACAGCCUCCUCGUCCUGGAUCUGUCCAACAAUCGCAUCCAACGGGUCCCCAAAGAGGCAUUCGCCCGUCUCCGAGCCAAAAUCAGCCUCUCCAACAACCCGUGGCACUGUGAGUGUACGCUGCAGGAGGUCCUGAGGGAGCUGCGGCUGGACCCCGAGACUGUGAACGAGGUGAUCUGCCACACUGCGGUGCAGGAGGAAUACGCAGGCAAACCGGUCAUCCAGGUGCUGGACUCAGGGAUCAACUUCUGCAACUUUCACCACAAGACCACCGACGUAGCCAUGUUCGUCACCAUGUUCGGGUGGUUCACCAUGGUGAUCGCGUACGUCAUCUACUACGUGAGGCACAAUCAGGAGGACGCGAGGAGGCACCUGGAGUACCUCAAGUCACUGCCCAGCAGCUCCCAGAUCAGCAAAGACUUUGACACCAUCAGCACGGUUCUCUAGCAGGGCGGUGUGUGUGUGUGUGUGCGCGUGUGUCUGUAAAUAUGUGAGUAAAUCUCUGGUUCUGUACAAAAUGACUUGAAAGCUUUUACGACACAUUCUCACCAGAGGUUUGGAGCACAUUAUUUGAGGUCUUUCAGUGGAAGGAAAUGGGUGGGUUUUGACUUUUUUCAGCCUUAUGAAGGAUUUCUUUUGUAGUAGUCUAAAACAUACAUUUAGAUUGGAUUAAAUAUGCUUUAAUCUGGCUCUACAAGCAGACAGGGAAACAGUGAUAGCACACAAUAAACUAAAUACUUAAAGUCACAUUCACGUCACAGAUGAAAGCUGUAGACUAGAGGGAAAAAUGUUCCCAGUCGGGUGUCGAUCCACGGCGUGAUUGAAUUUGGACUGAGACGAAUGAGGACGACGACUGUCUCCCAGUUACUUUGUAUUGAUUGAUUUACGUUCUCCAUGUGGCACUGUCAAAGUAAAGGGCAUUUUUACCAGGCUUUGGCUAAUAUAAUAUAGGAAGUAGGGCAAGGUGCUGACGUUCAGUUUGCAUAACACGUGCAUUACAGCCCUGCCUCCAAUAAACUUUCCACGUGGAACUACUGACCCAGGAAAUAAGGUCCCUCUGCCACCGCUGCAUUGUCACAUUAAAGACUAAAUGUAGUCAAACAAGGAAAAGUUGCCAUACUCCUGCAGCUCUGUGUUAAAUCCGAGAAAUGGUCUGAACAAGCAUUUCGUCUUACCUUGCCAAGAAUGUUAACACGCCUACUUCAUUACCCGGCGAAGCAUCGAAGGCUCUAGACUGAGAGGGGUGAACGUAAUGAACCAAAUCUUUUUAUUUUCAGUGUGGCACACUACAAAUUGUCGUGUUCCCAAUAUAUGAACUCAGAAUUUUAGCACACUGUGACGAUAUGCCUGUUUUACCUGUCCAGUUUUUACUUUUGCAAUUUCAAUGCAAACAAAUGAGUAAGAACACUGCAACAAUCAUUGAAAGUCUUUUAAAAAGCGGCAGCGAUCCCCCAAAAAGCCUGCCAAACCCUGGAGAUUCUCAUUCAUAGCAAACAUGCAGCAACACGAUCAUCCCUUUGAAGUCGUGUGGUCCCCUGAUUAUUAAGUCUAGUAUUCACUCGCUGUUCAAAUGUGUUUUGGUCUCCGCCAACUCCAAAAGGAAAAGAAGUCUAGAUGUUAAACUUUCCUCCCUUGCCUGUAUAGUUUGUGGUUUAGGGUUUCUCAGUGUUUCUCAGUGCUGAUAACAGCAGGGGGCGAUCACAACUGUGAGCCAUCGAUCACAGGGGCUCGCAGAGGAACAGACGCACACACCUCCCGAAACUCAGCAACGUUUGUUUGAGUCAGCAUAUCCAAAGCCCGGAGCGCGUUUUCCUACACGCAGCCCGGUAAAGCAGAAUCCCAGCCUUAAUGUGGGAGCCGGAACAACCAAAUGAGCCUAAAAGAGGCUGAAAGGCUCACAGCUGACUGAUAGUGCUCAUGUCUUUUGAUUCAGUGUUACAGCGCUGUGAGAUACAGCUGAUACAGUAGUAGCGUGCUGGGAAGAUGGUUAGAAAUCAGCUGCAGUGUGUUGUUAGAGAAACACAUUUUCUCUGUGUUCAUUAUUUCCUGUGUAGGACUACAACUGGCACUGGUGUAUUAUCCAGGACAGCAUGCAGAAGUUCAGCUCUGUUUUAUUACACCCUGGUGGAGUCAGUUACAGCACAGGAGAAAAAAACACACCACAGAGAAGUUACAUAUAAAAAAGAUUGAUUAGUGCAGCUUUGUUCAGAGUGGGGUCCAAAUUUACUCUGUAUGAAUGUAUUUAUGUCCAGAUGUGUGUCCACAAACACCACAUGGUUUAUGUUAUUUGUGAACCACAGAAACUACCAACACAACCAUUUAUGCUGUUGAAUUUG